GUAAAAUCCACAUUACCUUUAAUAGAUUUUGUUUUGUUGAUUUAUGGAUAUUUCAAUAUUGAAGUUUUUUUAAAACUUGCAUUUUAAAAAUCCGAUUUAUUCUUUAAAUUCUUUGUUUUUACCUCCUAUUUUAUUCCUUUUUCCUUUUUGGAUAAGAACAUUCACCUUCUGCAUUUAUGAGAAAAGGAUAUAAUUCAAGCAAACCAUGAAGAACCUGCCUAACGUCAUGCGGAAGGAUGAUGAUUUGAAAGAAAACUGACCACAAGAAACUAAACCAAGAUCCUGCUUAAGAAAGUGAAUAGAGGUGGGCAUCUUUACUGAAAUUCAGAGUGGAAAAGUUUGCAAUAUACUGUAAGAGCAACAGGUUUCAUUCUUUGUUGCACUUGUGAUCCACAAGAAAAGAAAUAUCUAAAAACUUCAGAGAACAUCCUGAAGAAGCAGGAAGAUCUGACCUCAUGGAUUCACUGUUGCAUGCAGAGGCUUGUUCAAAGUUCCUCUUAAGGUGAAUUGGGGUCAACGUGUGAACAAACUUUCCUUGGCCUGGUUUAACGGUGAAUUCCUCAAAAUACUGAAAAUAUUGUCAUGAAAGGCUUGAAUCUCAGCCGGUGGUUGUUGGUACUGCUGCUGCUUUGGACCUGGUCCACAGUCAGUGAUGGAGCCGGAGUUGGAGGCACAGAGCGAGCAGGAGCUGGAAGAAACCAAAAAAAAGGUGGAACUGGUGGAGGAGGAGGAGGCGCAGAGAAGAGGAAGAGGCUUCAUCGCAUCCAGCAUGGUCAGUGUAGCUACACCUUCGUCCUUCCAGAGCUGGACGGAUGUCCAAGCGGAGGGACCACAUCACAGGCCGAACACUAUGGGCGAUCUCGCAGUGGAGCGAGUGUUGUGCAGAGAGACUCGCCACCCAUGGAUGGCGAAUGGUCGGCUCAGAAACUGCAGCACCUAGAAAGCAUAAUGGAGAACAACACGGUGUGGCUGCAGAAGUUGGAGAACUUCAUACAGAAGAGUUUAAGGCGAGAUGCUGCUAACAUACAAUCACAUGUUGUUAACAACCAGACAGCCACAAUGUUAGAGAUUGGAACAAACCUCCUCUCACAGACAGCAGAGCAGACACGGAAGCUCAAUGUUGUGGAAGCCAAGGUACUGAACCACACGUCUCGGAUAGAGAUCCAGCUUCUGGAGAACUCACUGUCCACCAACAAACUGGAAAAGGAGCUCUUACUACAGACCACUGAGAUAAGACAGCUGCGAGAUAAAAACAGCCGUUUGGAGAGCAAAGUUCAGUUGUUGGAGUCUCAGCAGAGAGGAGAACUGGAGGACAUGAGACUGGAGAAGAACCGACUGCAGUCUGUGAUCAGGACUCAGAUGGUGGCCAUAGACUCUUUAGAGAGGCAGCUAAGAGUCGCCACCAGCAACAACACUUCUCUCCAGAAGCAGCAGGCUCAGCUGAUGGAGUCAGUCCACACACUCAUCGACAUGGUGGCCACAACUACCGGGUCUCCUCCUCGGAGCCAGAUGUGGAGAGACUGUGCAGAUGCUUACAAGGCUGGUAAUUCUGCCAGUGGUCUGUAUCACAUCUAUAUCGGUAACAGAACGGAACCGGUGCAGGUGUACUGUGACAUGGAAACGAGUGGCGGCGGCUGGACUGUCUUCCAGUGGCGCUUUAACGGCAGCGUGGAUUUCCAAAGGAGCUGGAGGGAGUACAAAAUGGGUUUUGGGGACGUGUCGGGGGAGCACUGGCUGGGUAAUGAAGUUUUAUACUUGCUGACCAGUCAGGGCCAGUACUCCUUGAGAGUGGAGCUACAGGACUGGGAGGGAAUCUCUGAGCAUUCCCAGUAUGACCGGUUUACACUGGCCAGUGAAAGACAGCAGUACAGGUUGUAUCUGAGAGGUUACAGCGGUACAUCAGGGAGGCAGAGCAGCCUGAUCACCCACGGGGCCGGCUUCAGCACCCGGGAUCAUGACAAUGACAACUGUGACCACUGCAAAUGUGCCUUGAUGCUCACUGGAGGUUGGUGGUUUGACGCCUGUGGCUUCUCCAACCUAAACGGGAUCUAUUACACAGUUGGCCACAACAUCAGGAAGCUCAACGGCAUCAAGUGGCACCACUUCAGAGGCCCUAGCUACUCCCUGCGUUCCACCUCAAUGAUGGUCCGACCCUAUGACUUCUAGGAAGGAAGCUCUACAUUCAAGACACCUGAUGUUUAGCAAUGACCACGCAAGCAUAUGUCUAGAAUCUGCAAAACAAACCUUCCUAAUAAUGUUACUAACUUGUAACAAUGCGGAACAGCUUCUGCCUUAUGAUGCAUCCAUGGUGCAUCUUCUGGAUCUGAUAUGCUCAACUCAUGACCAACAGAUGAUCCACCAUGAAAGCCUUGCAGCCUAAAAAACUUUCCACUUACAAGUUCUGGGUCCAUGAGAGAUAAGACAUAACAAAAAGCAAGAUCAUGUCAGUUUAUUUAAGAUCAUAUUUUACAUAUUAUGAUAGCAAGACACAUUUGUACGUUGCUUUCGACGCCGCAAGUGUUGUUUCAGUUGUUUGUGUACAAUCCCAAAGAGAUGAAUUGUGACAAAACACGAUAUUUAGUAAAAAGAAAAAAACUCUGUGCCAACCUUUCACAUUCGUUGCUGGACAGACAGGUCAGCAUGCUAGUUGGAUUUCAGAUUUAGAAAGAUAUCUUCACUGUGUCCUUUCGCACACAGUAACUACAUCUGAAAGAUUUGGGUGCAGACAGGGUAAGAUGUUUCAGUGUCUUGGUUCCUUGUCUCAUGGUUUCAGAGCAAUGCUUUAUAUAGAAAUUGUGUACCUCAUUAAUUUGAUCAAAAUUUACAUUCAGACAAAGCAUUUACCUUGUAAAUCACAAACCUUUUAUGUUAUUGAAGAGCUUGGCUGUGAAUUUCCUCACUGCCAAGGGUCAAUCAGUCAUUGGGUUUUUAAGUGAAGCCAAUCAAAGCAUCACUGCAGUGAUGAUGGUUAAAAGGGAGGAUGUAAAAUGUCUGAAUCUUUUUUAACAGCUUGGAGGAUGUCUUUUCAUUGGUAAGAAAAAUUUGAUAACUUUGAUGUGUAUGGGUCAAAAUGAAAGAAGAACUGCUUGUAAAGACAAUGUGGUCUGACAUCAUAUUUGUUAUCUACAAAUGUAUCUAAAAAUCUAGAAUAUCAUCAAAAGUUAAUUUAUUUAGGUAAUUUAAUUCAAAAAGUGAACUUCUGUCUUAUUUAAUUAUCAUUAUUUCUGUUAAUUUUGUGGUUAUGGCUUACAGUUAAUAAAAGCCCAAACUUCAGUUUUUCAGAUAAUUAGAAGAUUACCAAAGACUAAAGAU
This is a messenger RNA of Girardinichthys multiradiatus, 3312 nucleotides long. It is a transcript of the gene angpt4, whose product is annotated as angiopoietin 4. The transcript is spliced from 10 exons. Lineage: Eukaryota; Metazoa; Chordata; Actinopteri; Cyprinodontiformes; Goodeidae. The coding region runs from base 583 to 2166 and encodes 527 amino acids. The record is from RefSeq and is a predicted model, not a curated record.